AUGUCGCCCAAGGCAUCGGAGAACGGCAUGGAAGGCGAUGAUGAAAGAGAAGAAGAUUCGGAAGAAGAGAUAUCGGAGGAGGAAGAGGAGGAGGAGCCGCGGCUCAAGUACCAGCGUAUGGGCGGCAGCGUGCCCUCGCUCCUCCAAAGCGACGCCGCUUCGUGUAUUGCGGUUGCCGAACGCAUGAUCGCCCUCGGCACCCUCGCCGGAUCCGUCCACAUUCUAGAUUUUCUAGGCAACCAAGUUAAGGAGUUCAUUGCACACACUGCUGCAGUUAAUGAUCUUUGCUUUGAUAUCGAAGGUGAAUACAUUGGAAGCUGCUCUGAUGAUGGUUCUGUUGUAAUUUGUAGUCUUUUUACUGACGAAAGAAUGAAAUUUGAGUAUCAUCGUCCUAUGAAGGCCAUUGCUUUAGAUCCAGAUUAUGUGAGGAAAUCAUCCAGAAGAUUUGUUACUGGAGGUUUAGCAGGUCAUUUGUAUUAUAACGUGAAGAAAUGGAUUGGCUACCGAGACCAGGUGUUACACUCUGGUGAAGGCCCAAUUCAUUCAGUGAAGUGGAGAACUAGCCUUAUUGCCUGGGUUAAUGAUGCUGGCGUGAAAGUUUAUGAUGCUGCUAAUGAUCAACGUGUAACAUUUAUAGAAAGGCCUCGUGGAAGCCCACGACCUGAGCUUCUGCUUCCUCAUUUGGUUUGGCAGGAUGAUACUAUGCUGGUUAUCGGAUGGGGAACAUCUGUUAAAAUAGUAUCAAUAAGAGGCAAUCAGAAUAAAACCGUGAAUGGGACAUAUAAGCAGAUUCAGAUGUCUAGCAUGAACAAGGUGGAUAUUGUGGCAUCAUUUCAAUCGAGCUAUUUCAUUUCAGGAAUUGCUCCUUUUGGUGAUUCUUUGGUUGUUUUAGCGUACAUUCCCGUGGAAGAAGAUGGAGAAAAGGACUUUCGUAGCACUAUUCCUUCACGCCAGGGAAAUGCUCAGAGACCUGAAGUCAGAGUUGUCACUUGGAAUAACGAUGAACUGGCGACUGAUGCAUUGCCUAUACAUGGCUUUGAGCAUUAUAAGGCCAAGGAUUAUUCCCUUGCUCAUGCUCCUUUCUCAGGUAGCAGCUAUGCAGGUGGUCAGUGGGCUGCUGGCGAUGAACCACUGUACUAUAUUGUGUCACCAAAGGAUGUUGUUAUUGCUAAGCCCAGGGAUACAGAAGAUCACAUAUCUUGGCUUCUUCAACAUGGACGGCACGAGAAAGCCUUGGCAGCAGUUGAAGCGGGUCAGGGACGGAGUGAGCUUCUUGAUGAGGUGGGGUCCAGAUAUCUUGACCAUCUAAUUGUCGAACGCAAAUAUGCUGAGGCAGCAUCUUUAUGUCCCAAAUUACUGCAAGGCUCUGCUUCUGCAUGGGAAAGGUGGGUUUUUCAUUUUGCUCAUCUUCGUCAACUUCCUGUGCUAGUUCCUUACAUACCUACGGAAAAUCCGAGGUUACGUGAUACUGCUUACGAGGUAGCUCUUGUUGCUUUGGCGACAAACACAUCAUUUCAUGAGGAUUUGGUGAAAAUUGUUAAAACCUGGCCACCUGCUCUAUAUUCUACUUUGCCCGUUAUCUCAGCUAUAGAACCCCAGCUUAAUACUUUGUCAUCUAGUGAGGCUCUCAAAGAGGCUCUUGCUGAGCUUUAUGUAAUUGAUGGACAAUAUGAGAAAGCUUUCAGCCUGUAUGCUGAUCUUAAGAAGUCGGAUAUAUUUGACUUCAUUGACAAACAUAAUCUGCAUGAUGCCAUUCGAGAAAAGGUAGCUCAGCUUAUGUUGAUAGACUGCAAACGUGCAAUUCCACUGUUUAUCCAGCACAGAGACCUCAUAAGCCCAUCUGAUGUAGUUUCGCAACUCCUAGCUGCAAAGAAGUGUGAUUACCGAUAUUUUUUGCAUCUCUAUCUGCAUGCACUAUUUGAGUCAAAUCCGCAUGCUGGAAGGGAUUACCAUGACAUGCAGGUGGAGUUGUAUGCUGACUAUGAUCCGAAAAUGCUGCUUCCCUUUCUUCGGAGUAGUCAGCAUUACACACUGGAAAAGGCGCAUGAAAUUUGUGUCAAAAGAGAUUUAUUAAGGGAGCUAGUCUUUAUUCUUGGAAGGAUGGGAAACUCCAGGCAAGCUUUGGCAGUAAUUAUCAAUAAAUUGGGGGAUAUAGAAGAGGCCAUAGAAUUUGUAAGUAUGCAGCAUGAUGAUGAACUCUGGGAAGAGCUUAUUAAACAGUGUCUAAACAAACCAGAGAUGGUAGGGGUGUUGUUGGAGCAUACUGUCGGCAAUCUCGAUCCCUUGUAUAUUGUAAAUAUGGUCCCAAAUGGAUUAGAGAUACCACGGCUUCGAGACCGCCUAGCUGAUUGCGUAAAUUUACUGAUUAAGUAUUACAAGGAGGCCAGGCGUGCCAUAUACUUGAGCAACGAGGAAGACGAGUCCCGGGACGAUAAAAAAGGGCAAUCUCAGUCGACUGACAGGUCCCUUAGCAUAAAAGGAACGGAGGUGAAGUCGAGGAUAAGGGGCGGGACUCGGUGCUGCAUAUGUUUCGACCCGUUCUCAAUCCAAGACGUGUCUAUAUACGUUUUCUUCUGUUGCCAUGCGUACCACGAGACGUGCCUCAUGGACUCUAUCGAUACAAUUAGUAGCAAAAAGAAGCCGGUGGUGGGCCCCACCAAUGGUGACCUGUCGUACUAUGAAUACGAUGACGGUGAUGAUAAUGAUGAUGAUUACGAGGGAGAUGGUGAUGACGGUAGGAUACGUUGUACCUUGUGUACCACUGCUGCAGCUGCUGGUGGUUGA
Molecule: messenger RNA, 2784 nt
Organism: Striga hermonthica
Lineage: Eukaryota; Viridiplantae; Streptophyta; Magnoliopsida; Lamiales; Orobanchaceae
Source: the annotation of a GenBank genome assembly